Messenger RNA from Nyctereutes procyonoides (raccoon dog), 1631 nucleotides. RefSeq names its product proteoglycan 2, pro eosinophil major basic protein (gene PRG2). NCBI's taxonomy places the organism in Eukaryota, Metazoa, Chordata, Mammalia, Carnivora, Canidae. Bases 853 to 1533 code for a protein of 226 amino acids. The transcript is spliced from 6 exons. The record is from RefSeq and is a predicted model, not a curated record. Gene Ontology annotation, biological process: immune response.
AGCUGGUGCCGUUGUAAUGGUUAUUAGAAUUCCUGCCUAGGGUCUCGUUUCAGGGAGUCUGUGCCCUGCUCAGUCUGUGGAGAUCUUCAACAAGAAUUGCUUUCCUUCACUCAUUCACCUCACUGGCAAAUACGAAUUGAGCCCCCAGCGUGUGUCCAUAUAACUGCACAGGUACCAGAGAUAUGCAGGCUGGGGCAAACCCUCCUGUCUCUGGGGAACUUCCUCCAAGACUCUUCUAUAAAAUGUAACUAUGAUAUGGAGCAAAGGAGAGUCUGAGCUCUGUGAAUUUCUCAGGACCCAGGAGGACCUCUGAGCGGGUAAGUGCUUUCCCUGUUGCAGUGGAGCUGACUUUGGGUAAGUGUUCACUCUCUGGGGAGGCAACUGGUCCAGGCUGAGAAGUUAGGGAGGGCUAGCUGGGACUGUGUGUGGCUUCCAGGGGUCAGCAGGGAUGAGACUUCCCAUCCCUGCCUUUCAUACUCCUUCUGAGGCAUGUGAAAGCUCUCCCUGGCUGGGGAAGGCAUGGCAGUGUGUGUGGCUUUCAGCGCUUUGAGCAAGGGACAUGCUCCCUAAGCACUAUGUGCUCCUGGAAAGGUCAACCAACACUGAUUCUCGGUUCUCUCGUUUCACAGACUCUGAAGGGCCUGUUAAGUACAAACAUAUAAAGGUAGUACUCCCUUCUUCAUGUGAGGCCCAUAGGAAAGCCAGCCUUGGCUAUGUGUCCAUUCAGAAAGGGUCCCAGCAUCCUGGGGCUUCAGGGGCUUCUUGUCAUGCCUUCUCUUUCUCUACCCCACUCCCAAGGUGUGUGACUAUGUGUGUGACACACUGUAUUCUUCAUUGCAGGACAAAGCCAAGAUGAAAGUCCCCCUACUUCUGGCUCUUCUAUUUGGGGCAGUUUCAACUCUUCAUCUGAGGACUGUGAAAUCUAACUCUGAGAGCUUCUUGGGAGAUGAGAUCAUGCCUCAGGAUGGGGAGAUGCCAGAAAAUGAGCCAAAGGAGGCUCCUACGGGGGAGCUGACACCGCUGGAGAAAGAAGAGGAGGGGUACUCUGGAACGGAAGAUGACCCUGAGGAGGAGGGAGCUGUAGAGUGUGACUCAGCCCUGGAUAAGGAGGAGGAGGACUUUCAGUGCCCUAAAGAAGAGGACAUAGUGAGACUGGAGGGCAGCCCUGGGUGCAAAAACUGUCCACGUUUCCUCCUGGUGGGGCAUUUCAGGACAUUUAAUGAAGCUCAGUGUGUUUGCCAGAGGUGCUACAGAGGCAACCUCGCCUCCAUCCACAGUGCCAGCUCAAAUUGCCAGAUUCAGAACACAGUCCGAUAUCUCAACCAGGGCCAAGUCUGGAUUGGAGGCAGGGUCACAGGCUGGGGUCCCUGCAGACAAUUCUCCUGGGUUGAUGGCAGUUGCUGGAACUAUGCAACCUGGGCUGCUGGCCAGCCUUCAUUCUGUGGUGGCGGAUGUGUGUCCUUCUGUACCCAAGGAGGCCAGUGGCGUCUAGAUAGUUGUGAAAGGCAGCUCCCCUUCAUCUGUGCCUACUAAACUGGACCCAGCCAGGAGUCCAGAGCACCAGCUCCUGGGUAGCUGCCUCCUCUCCCCACGUGCUGUCCCUGCUUCUAGCCCCCAGCAAUAAAACUGCU